This is a messenger RNA of Carassius auratus (goldfish), 2039 nucleotides long. Its product is annotated as CTP synthase 1-like. Gene Ontology annotation, molecular function: identical protein binding; CTP synthase activity. Gene Ontology annotation, cellular component: cytoplasm; cytoophidium. Gene Ontology annotation, biological process: CTP biosynthetic process; pyrimidine nucleobase biosynthetic process. The transcript is spliced from 17 exons. Lineage: Eukaryota; Metazoa; Chordata; Actinopteri; Cypriniformes; Cyprinidae. The record is from RefSeq and is a predicted model, not a curated record. Bases 170 to 1942 code for a protein of 590 amino acids.
UAGAAUUGAAACUCAGCAUCGAAUUCCUCACCACGUGUUGUUUUGGCGCUUUACCGCAUUCCGCUGACACCCAAACAAACGUGUCGCGAUGAUGGCUCGUGGUUCGUGAAUCGGUUGAUGUUUUUAAUCUUCGGUUUUAUAUUUUACUUUUGAGUUCAGACGCUGUUGAAUGAUGAAGUACAUACUGGUGACAGGCGGUGUGAUAUCUGGCAUUGGGAAAGGGAUCAUAGCCAGCAGUGUGGGCACCAUACUCAAAUCAUGUGGCCUGCAUGUCACUGCUAUCAAAAUCGACCCCUACAUCAACAUCGAUGCAGGCACUUUCUCUCCUUAUGAACAUGGUGAAGUGUUUGUGCUGGAUGAUGGCGGCGAGGUGGACUUGGAUUUAGGGAACUAUGAACGUUUUCUGGACAUCCGGCUAACCAGGGACAACAAUUUGACAACGGGGAAGAUCUAUCAGUCUGUUAUAAACAAGGAGAGGAGAGGGGAUUACUUGGGUAAAACUGUACAAGUGGUACCACACAUUACCGAUGCUAUACAAGAAAGGGUCAUGAGACAGGCGAAGGUGUCAGUGGACGAUGACGGUAUUGAACCAGAAGUCUGUGUCAUUGAGCUUGGUGGUACAGUCGGAGAUAUUGAGAGUAUGCCUUUCAUUGAAGCUUUUAGACAGUUUCAGUUUAAAGUGAAACGGGAGAAUUUUUGUAACAUCCAUGUCAGUCUUGUACCUCAGCCCAAUUCAACAGGAGAACAGAAGACCAAACCCACUCAGAACAGUGUUCGGGAGCUUCGUGGACUUGGCCUGUCACCUGAUCUCAUUGUCUGUCGUUGCUCCACUCCACUGGACACUGCAGUGAAAGAGAAGAUCUCCAUGUUUUGCCAUGUAGAACCUGAACAGGUGAUCUGCAUUCAUGACGUGUCCUCCAUCUACAGAGUACCUCUACUCCUAGAGGAUCAGGGUAUAGUUGACUACUUCUGCCGCAGGCUGGACUUGCCCAUUGAGAUGAGACCUCGCAAAAUGCUCACAAAAUGGAAGGAGAUGUCAGACCGAUCUGACCGACUCCUGGAGCAAACCUCCAUUGCUUUAGUAGGCAAAUACACCAAGCUUUCAGAUUCGUAUGCAUCUGUUAUUAAAGCACUGGAGCACUCUGCCCUCGCCAUCAACUAUAAGCUAGAAGUCAAGUACAUCGAUUCGGCAGACCUAGAGCCAGCAGCGUUGCAGGAGGAGCCGGUGAAGUACCAUGAGGCCUGGCAGAAGCUCUGCAGUGCUGAUGGGGUUCUUGUUCCUGGAGGCUUCGGUGUGCGAGGCACUGAGGGAAAAAUCCAAGCUAUUAACUGGGCGAGGAGAAAGAAAAAGCCAUUUUUAGGUGUUUGUUUGGGCAUGCAGCUGGCAGUGUGUGAAUUUGCUCGUAAUGUACUUGGCUGGGAAGAUGCCAAUUCUACAGAAUUUGACCCUGAAACAAAACAUCCAGUGGUGAUUGAAAUGCCUGAGCACAAUCCGGGGCAGAUGGGAGGGACCAUGCGGUUGGGAAAAAGGCGCACCUUAUUUAAAAACACCUCCAGCUUUCUUCGAAGGCUGUAUGGAGAUGCUGAAUAUGUGGACGAAAGGCAUCGACAUCGCUUUGAGGUGAAUCCAGAACUGAAGCAGCACUUUGAGGAUAGAGGUUUUCGAUUUGUGGGUCAGGACCUGGAGGGGGAGCGAAUGGAGAUCAUUGAACUUGAAGAUCACCCUUAUUUUGUCGGAGUCCAGUACCACCCAGAAUUCACUUCUCGCCCCAUCAAACCCUCACCUCCUUAUUUUGGCCUUCUACUGGCAGCAUCUGGGAAACUACAGAACUACUUACAAAAAGGAUGCCGGCUCUCACCUCGGGACACAUACAGUGACCGAAGUGGCAGCAGUUCACCGGACUCAGAGAUAUCUGAAAUCAAAUUCCCAUCACUUUCUUAAAGUGGAAAUAAAUUAUCAUGAAAUCAACACUUUCAUGACAUGAAUUACAUGUAUGAAUAAAUUAAUAAAAAAGUUAAUGUGUCCUUUUUAAGCAAAA